GCCGGAGAGAUGAAAUGACCAUGGUAGGCCUGGUUCCUUCCAUCUCACCUCCUCGUUGGAAGGUUAGUUGACAGGUAGCGAGUGUUAGGUGUGGCAUAGGAGGCACCUUCAACUCACUCUGGAUACCUGUUUCCUUGACACCUGAUACCUGGUUCGAGCGCAUCAGCAUGUUAGUCAUUCUGCUCAACUGUGUGACUCUGGGUAUGUUCAGGCCGUGCGAGGACAUUGCCUGUGACUCUCAGCGCUGCCGGAUCUUGCAGGCCUUUGAUGACUUCAUCUUUGCCUUCUUUGCUGUGGAAAUGGUGGUGAAGAUGGUGGCCUUGGGCAUCUUUGGAAAGAAAUGUUACCUGGGAGACACUUGGAACCGGCUUGACUUUUUCAUCGUCAUUGCUGGGAUGCUGGAGUAUUCGCUGGACCUGCAGAACGUCAGCUUCUCCGCAGUCAGGACAGUCCGUGUGCUGAGACCGCUCAGGGCCAUUAACCGGGUGCCCAGCAUGCGUAUCCUCGUCACAUUAUUGCUGGACACGUUGCCUAUGUUGGGCAAUGUCCUGCUGCUCUGUUUCUUCGUCUUUUUCAUCUUUGGCAUCGUCGGUGUCCAGCUAUGGGCAGGGCUGCUUCGGAACCGAUGCUUCCUCCCUGAGAAUUUCAGCCUCCCCCUGAGCGUGGACCUGGAGCCUUACUAUCAGACAGAGAAUGAAGAUGAGAGUCCCUUCAUCUGCUCCCAGCCUAGGGAGAACGGCAUGCGGUCCUGUAGGAGCGUGCCCACACUGCGUGGGGAAGGUGGUGGUGGCCCACCCUGUGGUCUGGACUACGAGGCCUAUAACAGUUCCAGCAAUACCACCUGUGUCAACUGGAACCAAUACUACACCAACUGCUCUGCAGGCGAGCACAAUCCCUUCAAAGGCGCCAUCAACUUUGACAACAUCGGCUAUGCCUGGAUCGCCAUCUUCCAGGUCAUCACACUGGAGGGCUGGGUCGACAUAAUGUACUUUGUGAUGGAUGCUCAUUCCUUCUACAACUUCAUCUACUUCAUUCUCCUCAUCAUCGUGGGCUCCUUCUUCAUGAUCAACCUGUGCCUGGUGGUGAUUGCCACACAGUUCUCUGAGACCAAACAGCGGGAGAGUCAGCUGAUGCGGGAGCAGCGUGUGCGAUUCCUGUCCAACGCCAGCACCCUGGCAAGCUUCUCCGAGCCAGGCAGCUGCUAUGAGGAGCUGCUCAAGUACCUGGUGUACAUCCUCCGCAAAUCAGUCCGCAGGCUGGCCCAGGUCUCUAGGGCUGCAGGUGUGCGGGCUGGGUUGCUUAGCAGCCCGGUGGCCCAUGGUGGUCAGGAGUCCCAGCCCAGUGGCAGCUGCUCUCGCUCACACCGUCGUCUGUCUGUCCACCACCUCGUGCACCACCAUCACCACCAUCAUCACCACUACCACCUGGGUAAUGGGACGCUCAGAGUUCCCCGGGCCAGCCCAGAGAUCCAGGACAGGGAUACCAAUGGGUCUCGUCGGCUCAUGCUGCCACCACCCUCUACACCCACUCCCUCGGGGGGCCCUCCGAGGGGUGCAGAGUCUGUACACAGCUUCUACCAUGCUGACUGCCACUUGGAGCCAGUCCGUUGCCAGGCACCCCCUCCCAGGUCCCCAUCGGAGGCAUCUAGCAGGACUGUGGGUAGUGGGAAGGUGUACCCCACUGUGCACACCAGCCCUCCACCAGAGAUGCUGAAGGAUAAGGCACUAAUGGAGGUGGCCCCCAGUCCUGGGCCCCCCACCCUCACCAGCCUCAACAUCCCACCUGGGCCCUUCAGCUCCAUGCACAAGCUACUGGAGACACAGAGUACGGGAGCCUGCCAUAGCUCCUGCAAGAUCUCCAGCCCUUGCUCCAAGGCAGACAGUGGAGCCUGUGGGCCAGAUAGUUGCCCCUACUGUGCCCGGACUGGGGCAGGGGAGCCAGAGUCUGCUGACCAUGAAAUGCCUGACUCAGACAGUGAGGCUGUGUAUGAGUUCACACAGGACGCUCAGCACAGUGACCUCCGGGACCCCCACAGCCGGCGGCAGCGCAGCCUGGGCCCAGAUGCAGAGCCUAGUUCUGUGCUGGCUUUCUGGAGACUCAUCUGUGACACAUUCCGGAAGAUCGUAGAUAGCAAAUACUUUGGCCGGGGAAUCAUGAUCGCUAUCCUGGUCAAUACACUCAGCAUGGGCAUCGAGUACCACGAGCAGCCCGAGGAGCUCACCAACGCCCUGGAAAUCAGCAACAUCGUCUUCACCAGCCUCUUCGCCUUGGAGAUGCUGCUGAAGCUGCUCGUGUAUGGUCCCUUUGGCUACAUUAAGAAUCCCUACAACAUCUUCGAUGGUGUCAUUGUUGUCAUCAGUGUGUGGGAGAUUGUGGGCCAGCAGGGAGGUGGCCUGUCGGUGCUGCGGACCUUCCGCCUGAUGCGGGUGCUGAAGUUAGUACGCUUCCUGCCGGCACUACAGCGGCAGCUCGUGGUGCUCAUGAAGACCAUGGACAACGUGGCCACCUUCUGUAUGCUGCUCAUGCUCUUCAUCUUCAUCUUCAGCAUCCUGGGCAUGCAUCUCUUUGGUUGCAAGUUUGCAUCUGAACGGGAUGGGGACACGUUGCCAGACCGGAAGAAUUUUGAUUCCCUGCUCUGGGCCAUCGUCACUGUCUUUCAGAUUCUGACUCAGGAGGACUGGAAUAAAGUCCUCUACAAUGGCAUGGCCUCCACAUCGUCUUGGGCUGCCCUUUACUUCAUUGCCCUCAUGACAUUUGGCAACUACGUGCUCUUUAACCUGCUUGUCGCCAUCCUGGUGGAAGGCUUCCAGGCAGAGGGAGAUGCCACCAAGUCUGAGUCAGAGCCUGAUUUCUUUUCACCCAGCGUGGAUGGUGAUGGGGACAGGAAGAAGCGCUUGGCCUUGGUGGCCUUGGGAGAACACCCAGAGCUACGAAAGAGCCUUCUGCCACCCCUCAUCAUCCACACAGCUGCUACGCCAAUGUCACUGCCCAAGAGCUCCAGCACAGGUGUCGGGGAAGCACUGGGCCCAGGCUCUCGCCGCACCAGUAGCAGUGGGUCCGCUGAGCCCGGAGCUGCCCAUCAUGAAAUGAAGUCACCGCCAAGUGCCCGCAGCUCCCCACACAGUCCCUGGAGUGCAGCAAGCAGCUGGACCAGCAGGCGCUCCAGCCGAAACAGCUUGGGCCGGGCCCCCAGCCUAAAGCGCAGGAGCCCGAGUGGGGAGCGGAGGUCCCUGCUGUCAGGAGAGGGUCAGGAGAGCCAGGAUGAGGAGGACAGUUCGGAAGAGGAGCAGCGGGCCAGCCCAGCAGGCAGUGACCAUCGCCACAGGGGUUCCUUGGAUCGUGAAGCCAAGAGUUCUUUCGACCUGCCUGACACCCUGCAGGUGCCAGGGUUGCACCGCACAGCCAGUGGCCGAAGCUCUACCUCUGAGCACCAAGACUGCAAUGGCAAGUCAGCUUCAGGGCGUUUGGCCCGGGCCCUGGGGCCUGAUGACCCCCCACUGGAUGGGGAUGACGGUGAUGAUGAGGGCAACCUGAGCAAAGGGGAACGAAUACGAGCCUGGGUCAGAGCCCGGCUUCCUGCCUGUUGCCGAGAGCGAGAUUCCUGGUCUGCCUACAUCUUUCCUCCUCAGUCAAGGUUCCGCCUCCUGUGUCACCGGAUCAUCACCCACAAGAUGUUUGACCACGUGGUCCUGGUCAUCAUCUUCCUCAACUGUAUCACCAUUGCCAUGGAGCGCCCCAAAAUUGACCCCCACAGCGCUGAACGAAUCUUCCUAACGCUCUCCAAUUAUAUCUUCACUGCAGUCUUUCUGGCUGAAAUGACCGUGAAGGUGGUGGCUCUGGGCUGGUGCUUUGGGGAACAAGCCUACCUUCGAAGCAGCUGGAAUGUGUUGGAUGGCUUGCUGGUGCUCAUCUCUGUCAUCGACAUCCUGGUAUCCAUGGUCUCCGACAGUGGCACCAAGAUCCUUGGCAUGUUGAGGGUGCUGAGACUGCUGCGGACCCUACGUCCACUCAGGGUCAUCAGCCGGGCCCAGGGGCUGAAGCUGGUGGUAGAGACACUGAUGUCCUCUCUCAAGCCCAUUGGCAACAUUGUGGUCAUCUGCUGUGCCUUCUUCAUCAUUUUUGGCAUUCUUGGGGUGCAGCUCUUCAAAGGGAAGUUUUUCGUGUGUCAGGGAGAGGACACCAGGAACAUCACCAACAAAUCUGAUUGUGCUGAGGCCAGUUACCGAUGGGUCCGGCACAAGUACAACUUUGACAACCUGGGCCAGGCUCUGAUGUCCCUGUUUGUGCUGGCCUCCAAGGAUGGCUGGGUUGACAUCAUGUAUGAUGGGCUGGAUGCUGUGGGUGUGGACCAGCAGCCCAUCAUGAACCACAACCCCUGGAUGCUGCUGUACUUCAUCUCGUUCCUGCUCAUCGUGGCUUUCUUUGUCCUGAACAUGUUUGUGGGAGUGGUGGUGGAGAACUUCCACAAGUGCCGGCAGCACCAGGAGGAGGAGGAAGCCCGGCGCCGGGAGGAGAAGCGGCUACGGAGGCUGGAGAAAAAGAGAAGGAGUAAGGAGAAGCAGAUGGCCGAUCUAAUGUUGGACGAUGUAAUUGCUUCCGGCAGCUCAGCCAGCGCUGCGUCAGAAGCCCAGUGCAAGCCCUACUACUCAGACUACUCACGCUUCAGGCUUCUUGUCCACCACCUGUGUACCAGCCAUUAUUUGGACCUCUUCAUCACUGGUGUCAUCGGGCUGAAUGUGGUCACUAUGGCCAUGGAACAUUACCAGCAGCCCCAGAUCCUGGACGAGGCUCUGAAGAUCUGCAAUUACAUCUUCACCGUCAUCUUCGUCUUGGAGUCAGUUUUCAAACUUGUGGCCUUUGGCUUCCGCCGUUUCUUCCAGGACAGGUGGAACCAGCUGGACCUGGCUAUUGUGCUGCUGUCCAUCAUGGGCAUCACACUGGAGGAGAUUGAGGUCAAUGCUUCGCUGCCCAUAAACCCUACCAUCAUCCGUAUCAUGAGGGUGCUCCGCAUUGCCCGAGUGCUGAAGCUGCUGAAGAUGGCUGUGGGCAUGCGGGCGCUGCUGGACACCGUGAUGCAGGCCCUGCCCCAGGUGGGGAACCUGGGACUUCUCUUCAUGUUAUUGUUUUUCAUCUUUGCAGCUCUGGGCGUGGAGCUCUUUGGAGACCUGGAGUGUGAUGAGACGCACCCCUGUGAGGGCUUGGGCCGGCAUGCCACCUUUAGGAACUUUGGUAUGGCCUUUCUGACCCUCUUCCGAGUCUCCACUGGUGACAACUGGAAUGGCAUUAUGAAGGACACCCUCCGAGACUGUGACCAGGAGUCCACCUGCUACAACACAGUCAUCUCACCCAUCUACUUCGUGUCGUUCGUGCUCACGGCGCAGUUCGUGCUGGUCAACGUGGUCAUAGCUGUGCUGAUGAAGCACCUGGAAGAAAGCAACAAAGAGGCCAAGGAGGAGGCGGAGCUGGAGGCGGAGCUGGAGCUGGAGAUGAAGACGCUCAGCCCGCAGCCCCAUUCCCCGCUGGGCAGCCCCUUCCUCUGGCCUGGGGUAGAGGGUGCCAAUAGUCCUGGCAGCCCUAAGCCUGGGGCUCCACACACCACAGCCCACAUUGGAGCAGCCUCGGGCUUCUCCCUUGAGCACCCCACGGACAGACAGCUGUUUGACACCAUCUCCCUGCUGAUCCAGGGCUCCCUGGAGGGGGAGCUGAAGCUGAUGGACGAGCUGGCAGGCCCAGGGGGCCAGCCCUCUGCCUUCCCUUCCGCCCCCAGCCCGGGCGGCUCCGACCCACAGAUGGUACCCCACCCUGAGGAGGCGCCAGUCCCCCUGGGACCAGACCUGCUGACAGUGAGGAAGUCUGGUGUCAGCCGGACACACUCUCUGCCCAAUGACAGCUACAUGUGUCGCAAUGGGAGCACUGCUGAGAGAUCCCUAGGACACAGGGGCUGGGGGCUCCCCAAAGCCCAGUCAGGUUCCAUCUUGUCUGUUCACUCCCAACCAGCAGACACCAGCUGCAUCCUACAGCUGCCCAAAGAUGCACCCUAUCUGCUCCAGCCUCAUGGAGCCCCCACCUGGGGCGCCAUCCCUAAACUACCCCCACCAGGCCGCUCCCCUCUGGCUCAGAGGCCACUCAGGCGCCAGGCAGCAAUAAGGACUGACUCCCUGGAUGUACAGGGCCUGGGUAGCCGGGAAGACCUGCUGUCAGAGGUGAGUGGGCCCUCCUGCCCUCUGACCCGAUCCUCAUCCUUCUGGGGCGGGUCGAGCAUCCAGGUGCAGCAGCGGUCCAGCAGCCAGAGCAAGGUCUCCAAGCACAUCCGCCCGCCAGCCGCUUGCCCAGGCCUGGACCCCGGCUGGGCCAAGGAGCCUCCAGAGACCAGAAGCAGCUUAGAGUUGGACACGGAGCUGAGCUGGCUUUCAGGAGACCUCCUGCCCAGCAGCCAGGAGGAACCCCUGUCCCCACGGGACCUGAAGAAGUGCUACAGUGUAGAGGCGCAGAGCUGCCGGCGCAGGCCUGGGUCCUGGCUAGAUGAACAAAGGAGACACUCCAUUGCGGUCAGCUGCCUGGACAGUGGCUCCCACCCCCGCCUAUGUCCAAGCCCCUCAAGCCUGGGGGGCCAACCUCUUGGGGGCCCUGGGAGCCGGCCUAAGAAAAAACUCAGCCCACCCAGUAUCUCUAUAGACCCCCCGGAGAGCCAGGGCCCUCGGCCCCCAUGCAGUCCUGGUGUCUGCCUCAGGAGGAGGGCGCCAUCCAGUGACUCCAAGGAUCCCUCAGCCUCCGGCCCCCUUGACAGCACGGCUGCCUCACCCUCCCCAAAGAAAGACGCACUGAGUCUCUCUGGUUUGUCCUCUGACCCAACAGACCUGGACCCCUGAGUCCCACCCACUCUCCCUCUCACCUUUCUCUACUGGGUGCAGAUCCUAGCUCCGCCUCCUGGGCAGUGUUUCUGACAGGUCCCACGUACACUGGUACACAGCGAGGCGCUGCUCCUGCCUUUCUUAGUGGCUGGGUGAUCACAAGCAGGACUUCCAGAGAGUCUGGCACCACCGCCUCCGGGAAGAGAGGGAGAAGCCCAGUGUGGCCGAGGCUCCCGACACCAGGAGCUGUUGGGAGAAAGCAAUACGUUUGUGCAGAAUCUCUAUGUAUAUUCUAUUUUAUUAAAUUAAUUGAAUCUAGUA
Cricetulus griseus (Chinese hamster) is the source of this 7172-nucleotide messenger RNA. The record is from RefSeq and is a predicted model, not a curated record. NCBI's taxonomy places the organism in Eukaryota, Metazoa, Chordata, Mammalia, Rodentia, Cricetidae.